CGUUGCCAGCACUCUAUAUCAAAGCCAUCUUCUCUUCUGGUUCAAUUUGUGAAGCGUUUCUCUUGUUCCUAACAAAUCCUUUCCCUACUCAAUCGUUCUUUUCGUCACGCCUCAAUGUCUCUGAACCAAGUCUGGGAGGCAGCUUCUGCGAGCCCUUACUCUCCCCUUAUCGCGAAAGAUAGCCAGUUCUUCGUCGGCUUUAGUCUCCUGCUCGCUGCCUUUAUACUUACUGGUCUCUUUGGAUUGAACCGUUCAUUCACCAGCAUUGCACUAUUCGGCGUCCCAGCAUCGCUGGCCUUUGGCUUCGGAGCCGUCUAUAUGAUCUGUGCCGUUGGAGUUUACGUUUAAAGUUCCAGUUACCUCCUCUGAUACCCAUGUACCAUAUACUGGAAAGUUGAGAACACAAGAAAAACGAAGCAUAUAACUACACCACCUUUGUCUCCCUCUCAUUGCACUCCUCAUAUAACCUAAUCCACAACCACAUCGUACCGCUGCCACCGCGCUCAGUCCGAGCAGACAACCAUGGUGGACGUGGAACCCAUCUUCACCGCGGUCUCCAGCAACGCCCACCACCUCUACACUCUCCUUCAAUGCAUCGGAUUCGCACCCAAGGCCUCGGUGCAGCUCACGCCCGAUGGCAUCCGCUUCUCCGUGGAAGAAACCCGAACGGUGCAGGGGCUUGCAUUCCUCGACAAAGCCCUCUUCACCAGCUACACCUUCAAUCCACCACCACCACCACCACCAC
Molecule: messenger RNA, 745 nt
Organism: Aspergillus uvarum CBS 121591
Lineage: Eukaryota; Fungi; Ascomycota; Eurotiomycetes; Eurotiales; Aspergillaceae
Product: putative DNA repair protein Rad1
Exons: 4
Coding region: 115-348 (77 amino acids)
Biological process (GO): protein N-linked glycosylation
Source: RefSeq, a predicted model, not a curated record